Monodelphis domestica (gray short-tailed opossum) is the source of this 1777-nucleotide messenger RNA. RefSeq names its product caspase-18 (gene CASP18). The record is from RefSeq and is a predicted model, not a curated record. Gene Ontology annotation, molecular function: cysteine-type endopeptidase activity; protein binding. Gene Ontology annotation, biological process: regulation of apoptotic process; proteolysis; apoptotic process. Lineage: Eukaryota; Metazoa; Chordata; Mammalia; Didelphimorphia; Didelphidae.
AACAAUCUUUAGUUUCUCUUGGAGUUCAGGAGGUGGGAAUUGUCUCGCUCGCUUGUUCAGGAAAACAUGUUCUGAUCUUCAGGCAGCCGGAUCUUUACAGUUUGUAUUUCUUCCUGAACAACUGAAAAAUGGACGAAAUACUACUACAAAUCAAAGAUAAACUGACGAGAAGUGAUCUAGAAAGUCUGAAAUUUCUAAGCUCUGACAUCAUACCAUUACAGAAACAAGAAAACAUUACGAGAUCUCUAGCAUUCUUUCAGGCACUCCAGAAAAGGGAAUUGUUGGAUAACAAUUCCAUAUUAGAGGAACUUUUGUUCCUAAUAGGUCGAAAAGACAUCUUGACCAAACAACUGAAUGUCAAUAUAGAAGAGUUGAAGAGAAAACUUCAGCACUCAGACAGCCUGAAGAUUUCUCCCUAUAGGAAGCUACUAUUUAAGAUUGCAGAAAACAUGACCAGUGAUUAUCUGGAUAGUGCUAAAUUUCUGCUCCGAAGAGAUCUUCCACAGAGUAAACUGGAAGGUAUUAAGACUCCAUUAAAGCUCUUCAUUGAAAUGGAAAAACAUGGAUUAAUAGAGAAAACUAACCUUAAAGCAUUAAAGGACAUUUUGCAGAGCCUAAAUGCUGAGUGUCUGCUAAAGCAUAUUAAAGAGUAUGAAAAAAAAACAAAAGAUCUGGCUGGAUCAGCAGUUACAGCACAACUGGAAAGUCAUUUGGGACAUCUCAGUCUUCUUUCAGGAAAUGCUGGCCAGGCUGCAGCUCCCCUAAAUAUACCUGAAGAAAGUGAAAUGAAUACACUACCACAGUCCAUGCCUCCUUACAAGAUGGAGCACGUACCCCAUGGAUAUGUUGUGAUCAUUGACAACAUACAUUUUAGUAACCCUGUUGAUGUCAGAAUCGGGACAGAAAAAGAUGUAGCUGCUCUGAGAAAAGUCUUUGGCAGGCUUCAAUUCAAAGAGAAAUAUCAUUCGAACUUGGAUGCCAGUCAAUUGCAUGAAGUCAUGAAAGACUAUAGCAAAAGGGACUACACAGAUCAAGAUGCCUUCAUCUGCUGUAUCCUCUCGCAUGGCAAGAAAGGAGUGGUAUUGGGAACUGACUGGAAACCUGUAGCCAUCAAAAAGCUGCUGUCUUAUUUCACAGCCAAUGAGUGCAAAACUCUGAAGGAUAAACCAAAAUUAUUCUUUAUUCAGGCUUGCCAGAAUGGAAAAAGUGAUUCUCUCCCAGAAGUGGAUGUUGAAUUUGAUUUGGAAGCAGAUGCCAUUUGCAGCAACACCACUCAUGAAUGGUCUGAUAUCUUUAUUGGCAUGGCCACUGUGGAAGACUCUCUAGCCCAGAGGAGUGGUUCUAUAGGGAGCCCAUAUAUCCAGAAUCUCUGCAAAGAGCUUGAGGCUCACUGCCCUCAAAAGAAGGAGCUACUGGAAAUUAUGACAAGUGUGAACAGUAAAGUGAGUAACAUUAUCCAGAUGCCAGAAUUCAGGUCAACACUCCGGGCCCCUUUCAUCUUUCAGGUGCCAGAAGAGUCACAGAAAGCCCCAAUUGGGCACUGAAAAUAUCUCCAUGACAAGUCCUUCUAGCAACCAUCUGCUAAUGAAGUUGAGCUACAUCUGAGCAAGGGAGAUGUGAAUAGCAUUGAGUUGAGGAUCAGGGCUAUUCUGAUGUCAAAAAAGUUCUCAGGAUCAAUGAUACAUGUAAAUCCCAGUGGAAUUGCUUGUUGGCUAUGGAAGGGGAGUAGGGAGAGGGGACAGAAAGAACAUGAAUCAUGUAAAUAUGGAAAAAUAUU